This is a messenger RNA of Urocitellus parryii (Arctic ground squirrel), 1719 nucleotides long. It is a transcript of the gene Mpnd, whose product is annotated as MPN domain containing. The record is from RefSeq and is a predicted model, not a curated record. Gene Ontology annotation, molecular function: protein binding; metallopeptidase activity. NCBI's taxonomy places the organism in Eukaryota, Metazoa, Chordata, Mammalia, Rodentia, Sciuridae.
GCCCCGGGCGGCCGCAGCGAUGGCAGCUCUGGAGCCACUGUCCCCCGCGGGCGGCGCGGGCGAGGAGGCGCCGGAUGAGGACGAGGACGAGGCGGAGGCCGAGGACCCCGAGCGGCCGGCCGGCGCGGGCUGCGGGCGCGGCGGCGUUGGCGGGGCCGGGCCGGGGCUCUGCGGCGCGCUGGGGGGCGCGCUCACCAGGCGCGCGGUCACACUGCGGGUGCUGCUCAAAGACGCCCUGCUGGAGCCUGGCGCCGGGGUGCUGUCCAUCUACUACUUGGGAAAGAAGUUCAUUGGGGAUCUGCAGCCAGAUGGGAGAAUUGUGUGGCAGGAAACUGGGCAGGUCUUCAACUCUCCCAGUGCCUGGGCCACACACUGCAAGAAACUGGUGAACCCUGCCAAGAAAUCCGGCUGUGGCUGGGCCUCUGUCAAGUACAAGGGCCAAAAACUGGACAAGUACAAGGCUGCUUGGCUCCGACGGCACCAGCUGCACGUGCCUGUAGCUCCUGCCGAUGAGAGCCCGGCCAGCGAAGGGGAGGAGGAGGAGCUGCUGAUGGAGGAAGAGGAGGAGGAGGUCCUGGCGGGGGUCUCAGCAGAGGACAAGAAUCGGAGACCCCCUGGGAAGGGUCCCUCGGAGCCUGCACACCCUGAGGCCACACCCCCAGGAAAGCGGGUGGAAAACAAGCCUGUGCGCUACUGCAUGCUGGGCAGUCGUGACUCUGCCAGGAACCCACACACUUUGGUGGAAGUGACAUCCUUUGCAGCUAUUAACAAGUUCCAGCCCUUCAAUGUGGCCAUUUCUAGCAAUGUGCUCUUCCUGCUGGACUUCCACAGCCACCUGACUAGGAGCGAGGUCGUGGGGUACCUUGGAGGCCGCUGGGACAUCACCAGCCAGAUGCUCACGGUGCUGAGAGCCUUCCCCUGCAGGAGCCGGCUUGGGGACGCUGACACGGCAGCUGCCACUGAAGAGGAGAUCUACCAGAGCCUGUUCUUGCGAGGCCUGUCCCUGGUCGGCUGGUACCACAGUCACCCACACAGCCCAGCGCUGCCCUCGCUGCAGGACAUUGACGCGCAGAUGGACUACCAGCUGCGGCUGCAGGGCUCCAGCAAUGGCUUCCAGCCCUGCCUGGCGCUGCUGUGCUCCCCGUACUACUCUGGCAACCCGGGACCCGAGUCCAAGAUCUCACCCUUCUGGGUGAUGCCUCCUCCCGAGCAAAGGUCCAGCGACUACGGCAUCCCCAUGGAGGUAGAKAUGGCCUACGUGCAGGACGGCUUCCUGACCAACGACAUCCUGCACGAGAUGAUGCUGCUGGUGGAGUUCUAUAAAGGCGCCCCGGACCUGGUGAGGUUCCAGGAGCCCUGGAGCCAGGAGCACAGYUACCUGGACAAGCUAAAGAUCUCCUUGGCCAGCAGGACACCCAAAGACCAAGGUCUGUGCCAUGUGCUGGAGCAGGUCUACAGUCUCCUCAAGUAGGGGAGCUGAGGGUGCUGUCCUGAGAUCAGAGGUGACUAUGGGGCCUGGCUCAAGGACUCCGUCUGUUGCUGUCCCAUCCUGUGUGAUGUAUACAGGCUUGGAUAAUAAAGAACCGAGCAGCCAGCAGCCUGCAAUGUGUCUCAUGGGUGGACGAGAGCCAGCUGCAUGCCCAAGCUGGGUCCCCUGAGCAGCUCCAAGUGUGGCUUCCUCCUCUGGGUAGCAGGGCAGGGCACUGAGCUACAGAUGCA